AUUGUUCUUCCCAACCAUCACAUCAGGUCCUGUCACGAUGGCCAAAAAGACUACGGAAAAGAAGUCGACGGAUAAGAAGCCCGCAGACAACAAGAAGGGCAAGGGUCAGAAAACCGACGACUCUGAAGAGGCGUCUGGCAAGGGGAAGGGCUUGAAGGCUACAACUGCAGUCAACGUGCGACACAUCUUGUGUGAGAAGCACUCGAAGGCCACAGAAGCCUUGCAGAAAAUCCAGGAGGGCGUGGCCUUCAAUAAGGUCGCGCAGGAGUAUUCUGAAGACAAGGCGAAAGCUGGCGGCAGCCUUGGCUGGAUGGUACGAGGUUCCAUGGUCGGUCCCUUCCAAGAGGCAGCAUUCGCACUCACCCCGUCAACGGUCGACAAGCCCAUCACCUCAGGUCUUGUGAAGACGAACUUCGGGUAUCAUAUCAUCAUGGUUGAAGGGCGUCGGUAGACCAAGCUGCUUCGCCUCCGUGAAUGUCUGCCGUCCGUCGAACACAUCGAGAACUGCGAGGCCAUUGCGAGAAUAUGUAUGAACAAUGUAACAUACUACGGAUAUCCCGAUAAACAUGCAAUCCCAAUAGUGACGAGUGCUCGCAGGGUAUGUAUAAUCCGAUAGAAGAAAAAGAACGAGGAACAUCACUUGGCUGGCGGCGUUUCCGAGGAUGCAGACUGUUUGUCAAAGGCGCCGUUUGGCUGAGAGGGUUUGGUUGGCGUCGCAGACCCAGCUGCCUGCGAGGAUCCAGCCGCCUGUGACGAACCCGCCGGCGU
Schizophyllum commune H4-8 is the source of this 768-nucleotide messenger RNA. RefSeq names its product FKBP-like protein. Bases 38 to 451 code for a protein of 137 amino acids. Gene Ontology annotation, molecular function: DNA binding; peptidyl-prolyl cis-trans isomerase activity. The transcript is spliced from 5 exons. The record is from RefSeq and is a predicted model, not a curated record. Lineage: Eukaryota; Fungi; Basidiomycota; Agaricomycetes; Agaricales; Schizophyllaceae. Gene Ontology annotation, biological process: rRNA processing.